Molecule: messenger RNA, 3473 nt
Organism: Brienomyrus brachyistius
Lineage: Eukaryota; Metazoa; Chordata; Actinopteri; Osteoglossiformes; Mormyridae
Gene: alcama
Product: activated leukocyte cell adhesion molecule a
Exons: 16
Coding region: 224-1924 (566 amino acids)
Biological process (GO): cell adhesion
Cellular component (GO): plasma membrane
Source: RefSeq, a predicted model, not a curated record
CAGCGAGGCGCUCAGCUCAUUCACCUGCUCGGUACCAGCGGCAGAGCGGAUCGGAGGCUUUCUCCGCACUUGAAAUAGGCUUGCGAGUACUGUGGAAAAUAACUCAAACGCUUCGUCAGCCAUUCAACACGUCCAGAGAAAGAGAGCUAGAAGAGAAAAAGUCAUAUCGCAGUGAGGGAUAUUCGGAGGAAACAAUAUCCAAAGUAACUGCGAAUCGUGAAGGAUGUCUUCUCCUGUCUGCUUUCUUUGUGCCUUGUUUACACUCACUCUGUUGCCUCAAGUCGGCAGUUUACAGACCGUCACGGCCCUGUAUGGUGAGACGAUCGUCGUGCCAUGCAACCCUACGAGAGGCACCAAGUCAGCCAACCUCAUGUUCACGAAAUGGACAUAUGAAAAGGAAGAUAGCAGUGCUGGAGACCUCCUGGUGAAGCAGUCGCAGAAAGACGAGGUGACCAUCCAGGCCACGGGCAUCUACAAGGACAGGGUGAACAUGGCCAGCAAUUUCAGCCUCCUCAUCAGUCGAGCCACACUCGCUGACCAGAAGACCUUCACCUGCAUCAAUGUCGGCGAGUCGGACAUGGAGAUGUUCAGCACCCAAGUGCUGGUCUACAAGACACCCUCACCACCUCAAAUCAAAGACAAAGUCAAAGUGCUAGAAAAGGGUAAACUGAUCAAGCUCGGGGAGUGUCUCACCCAGGACGCCAACCCCGCGGCCAAUGUCACAUGGCUGAAGAACGGCCUACCUCUGACUACUGAUGGGAAAUUGACCAUCAUCACAACGAAAACGAUUGCAGAUCCAACCACCGGACUCUCCACCACCAGCUCCACGUUGGAGUACAUGGCUGUGAAGGAGGAUUCAAGCUCCCAGUUCAGCUGCAGCGUCCAUCAUUUCCUGGGGCCCAACCAAGUCACUGCACCAGAGAAUUUCACCGUCAACUACCCCACGGAGAAGGUAGAGCUGCAGGUGGUUCACAAAAGGGCCUUCAAGGAGGGAGACAACAUCACCUUGAAGUGUAAUGCGGACGGGAAUCCUCCGCCGACCAGUUUCAGCUUCUAUCUCAAGGAGAAGAAGGUGACGGUGGAGAAUGCCAACAUGUACACCCUAACUGACGUGACGCGCAGCAACACCGGGGAAUACAAGUGCUCCUUGGUCAACGAUGACAAAAUGGCGGAUACUAAGAACAUCCUGGUGAACUACCUGGAUGUCAGUUUGAGCCCAUCUGGGACAAUAAUUAAGAAUAUCGGCGAGUCUCUGGAAGUGGUGAUGCAGAAGAAUGCAUCUGACGAAGUAAAGGUGUCGUGGACCAAGGACAAUGGCAAGCUGGACAAGCAACCUGUGUUCCUGCCCCUGAAGUACAGUGAUUCCGGCUUCUACGUGUGUGAGGUCUCUAUGGCAAUGGGAAUAAAGCAGACCAGGUCUUUCCAACUUGUGGUAGAAGGCAAACCGGUGAUUAGUCGGCUGCUUAAGAUGCGUGGAGGAGAUGGCCGGCACAAGGUGCUGAUCUGCGAGGCCGAGGGUGCACCCAGGCCCAGUGUCCAUUGGAGCAUCAACGGCACCCACGAGGAGAGCAGCUACGUCAAUGGGAAGCUUAUACACAAGCUCACAGUGGUGCCUGCUGAGAACCUCACAGUCACAUGCAUGGUGUCCAACAAACUAGGAGAGCACAUGCAGACCAUUAAUGUGUCAUCCCUAAUUGGGGAGGAGAGCGAGAAGCGAGAAGGCAGCGCGGACGAUGCGGAGGACCAGGCCAAGCUGAUCGUCGGGGUUGUGGUUGGCCUCCUGUUAGCCGCUGGCGUUGUGGGCCUGCUCUACUGGAUAUACAUAAAGAAGUCUAAACGAGGCAGUUGGAAGACAGGAGAGAAGGAAUCCGGUACCUCGGAGGAGAGCAGAAAACUGGACGAAAAUCAGAAGCUGGCAGUGUAGAUGGCGCCCCCACCCCUCUGCGAUGGCACGGGAAGCAGAAGAUGCCUUUUCAUAUCGGACUUUGACACCAAAUCCAGAUCACCGGAGCCGUUGGACAUGCAGCAUUUCCUCGCACAGCACGUUAUGCAGAACCGUCUCAGACUCCAACGGAAUCUCCUUAAACUUCUCACCCACCAUCUCAAAAAAAGUCAAUGGAAGUAUUUUUUUAGCUAUUUUUUUGCAUAAAAAUGGGAUUUUUUUUUUCCUCCAUGUUUUUUGGUUCCUGGUUCCUGCCUUUUUGUUUGUGUUCUCUGUCUGCGCAGUAUUGGCUCAGUGAGUUUCCACUAUUCCUGACACUGUCAUUGAUGUAUAUUUUUAAAUGUCUAUCUUUCAUAAACGUGCCCGUUGGGCGACGCUAUCCUGGCAGGAAGAUAUGAUCUGGAAUAAUCCAUGGACGACGUUCUGUGGCCAACCGGGUUAAAAGGCUGGAGACUCCACUGUACUGUUGAUGUUGCAUUUCAAAUUUGGCCCCUAAUAAUCAUACACCCCCCCGGCCCCAAACCGCUCUGAUAUACCUAUCUGGAGGAUUCUCAGACCUUAUUUUGAUGUGAAAGUGCCGGCCAAAAUGCUUGAUGCUCUUGAUUUUUUUAUUUUAUUUUUGUCAACGACCAUGGUUAGCCUUAAUUGUGUUGUACGUUAUUUUCGGGGGAUGACGGGCUAUUGUAUAUGGGGAAUAUGUAUCUGUUUGGGGGGGGGGUGGUCUUUGUGUUAAAUUGAUACUGAACGUGGGCCUGCUUUGUUUGUACACAAGUCAUACUGCUGAAUUUAUAACACUAAUGUUUCUGUGACGCCCUGCCCACGUACUACAGACUGCGUCAUCUUAUGCUGCGUACGGACACCCCCGGGCGCACAGGAUCUACUGCACCCCCUCUCAUCCCCCGCCGUGCUGGUGUCUUAUUGGGUGUGGCAUCGGUGUCACCGGGGGGCGUUCUCUGUAGGUGGAAGGUCGAUGUAAAUAUGGCAGAACAUCCCGCUUUGCCUCUAUUUAUGAUGUGUGGGACGAGUUUAGGAGUGUUUUUGCAUACAUUUAGGUAGGUAUAAUAAAUUUGGAAUUUUUUAUUAUCCAUUUCGAUUUCAUGUUGGAUCACGUAGAAGAAUAGAUGGUGCUGAGACUGUAUAAAGUAGACGGUUACUGGCCGCCAUCCCCCGCCGUUAGGAUUCUUUAAAGGGAUACAUGGUAGUUUCCAUGAUGAAGGUUAUUGCGCAAGGUUCGUUCAAUCACCGUCUUUGUUCAUUUUAAACCAUCAGGUCAGUAGUGACACCAAAGAGAGUCAAACGAGAAGGCCAUACAACUAUUGUAAAUAUUUUGUGUUUUUUUGUACUUUUUGUUAAAUUGUACAUUUUGGGGGAAAAAAAGACAGCUGAACAAACGUCUCAUUUGCAUUAUCCGAUUUCUUUUUGUUGUUGGUUUUGCACCUGUGUCUUUACUGUACUCUGGAUAGAAGCAUGCUAUGUUUUGUUAAAACUUUACAUCAUACGAGACUAAAUAAAUCGAAAGUUGUUAACGGUC